Molecule: messenger RNA, 1185 nt
Organism: Stegostoma tigrinum
Lineage: Eukaryota; Metazoa; Chordata; Chondrichthyes; Orectolobiformes; Stegostomatidae
Gene: cldn34a
Product: claudin 34a
Exons: 1
Coding region: 145-972 (275 amino acids)
Biological process (GO): bicellular tight junction assembly; cell adhesion
Cellular component (GO): plasma membrane; bicellular tight junction
Molecular function (GO): structural molecule activity
Source: RefSeq, a predicted model, not a curated record
UAAAGGAGCUCAAACAGCAGGAAGAAAACACCCAUUCCAUUCCUUACCUGCAGCGAGUGAGCUGGCCGGAGGAUUCCUCUCACCGAGUCUUCAUGUCUUUGCAAAUCGAGUUCGGUCGGUGAGUGCCCCGAUGACCUCGGGGUCAUGGGUCACCACAGCAACAGAGUGGCCCUCCAGCUGGUGGGUCUGGUGCUGGGCACAGUGGGAUGGGUUGGCUCGGCCAUUGCCACAGGGCUCAUCCAGUGGAGAGUGUGGCGUGUGAGCUCGCCCGAGGUCACCUCGGGGGUCACCUGGGUUGGCAUCUGGAGGGUCUGCUUUUACAGCCGGCUGCUGACCACGCCGCCCUUCCAGGGGAUGUCGUGCCGGAGACUCGGUGCCCUCGACCCUUUCGUCCCGCCCGAGAUUGGUGUGGCGCAGGGCCUAAUGCUCGCCGCUGUGGUCUGGGGGGCCCUGGGCAAAGCCGCCAAUGUCUACGGCCUGUGGGACGUGUAUAUCUGUGGAGGGUGCCGGCCCAGGAGGGCCGGGCUGGCGUUCGCAGUGGGCGGCGGUUUCCAGCUCCUGGCAUGUAUCUGCGUGUUGGUCCCUGCUGCCUGGAACUUGAACUCGGUGCUGAGUAACCGCACCAUCACCUUCCCACCUCACUACCACCUGCCCCCCUCGGCUGCGAGCCAGGAGCCAGGGGCAGCUCUCUACGUGGCCCUUUUCUCAUCCGCUCUGCUCUUCCUGACCGCCGCCUUCCUGCUGAGUCACGGGCAAGCUGCCCGGCUCUCUGGAUCCAAGGUCCACCCUCCCCCCGAUGACUUUUCCGACUGCUCCAGCUUGGUUUCCAGGGCAUUGCCGGAACUAGGGAGCAGUUUGUGCACAAUGAGUGUCUCUGAGCGGUCCCUUUCCAGUUACAGAGCAGACAAUCCAUCGUUUAUUUCCGACAGUAGCUCUGCAGGAUUACCGAGGUCCUUGGAAAGCCCAAGCUAAAGCACAAGCACAGAUCCCGGCCAAAGUAAUCGAUGUUUUGCAGUCCAUUCAGAAAGUUCUAGAAAGUGGACUAACCGUCCUUUAACUCCAAGCAACUUCACACACUGGAAGAGCUCUAGGGCAAGAUCCAGCUGUAAAUCAUAACUGGAUGCUGAGGGAAGCGCGCUCGCAAAUCUUCGCUGUUUGUUACUCAUUAAUAAAUGUCUUCAACAC